AAAUGAAAUGAAAGAGACAAAUGAACAAAGUAGUAUGUGUGUGUGUGUGUGUGUGUGGAAAAACUCCAUUGAUUGUUCUGAUCUCCAUCUCAACCCUUCACACAGACUCCUAGAAUUUGCAAAAUCAAGGAAGGGUGACAAAACUCUACGUGUGGCCAGUUCAGAUGUCCCCGAUCCUGUGGUGCCAGCUGGGUACAAGGCAGUCCUGCAUGACAUCAAACUCGCUAGGCGUGGUCCAGAUGACAGCGUUUACCAGAAGGAGGAGAUGAUACGCAAAAUGAUACCCCGCGGCACCAGCGUAUUGGAGUGGAAGAACACCAAGACCAAUGACACCUGGUGUUCAGUUGUCAUCUAUGCCCACAAGAAAUUCACGGGGGGCAUCGGGGAUGAGGAUGAAUAUCAGCCACAGAACAACGAAGUGUGGCGAUCGUACUUCAUCAAAGACCCAGAUAUGGCAAAGCGAGUGGUGUGCAUGGAGAAAGUGAAUGGGGAGGCAGCUCACAUUGCAGGCAGAUACAUUGAUGGUAACUUUUAUCUCAUUGCUGGAAGCAAAAAUGUUCACAUGGUCAUCAGAGAAAAGAGCAACAUUGACUUGUACAAAGAAUCAAGAUAUGAGUAUGCGAAGAUCAUUGCCAAGACUGUAUGGGACACUCUGGCCUCCUUAGACCAGCAGAGGCAGCACCUGGUGAGAAGCCUCCUCCACCACACCAAAUGCACCUUUGUCGGGGAGAUCUUGCAGCCACAGAAUCAGCACAUUGUUAACUUGAGCUACUUGAGCAAGCCAGAAAUAAGCUUCAUCUCCAUGACCCCCACCUUCACAGGCCCUGAUGUGAACACCCUCUUGGUCAUUCCCCCUGACUACUUCCUGGACCUGUGUUCUACCCUGGGCCUACACACAGCUGCCUACACUGUGGUGAAGGAUGCAGAUGUCAUGGUCAGGAAGGAAGAGGUGAGUGCAGAAGUGAUGGCCAGGAAAGAGACGAGAAAAAAACGGAACACGGAAGGGGAAGUGUUCUACUUUCUGGAUGAGGAUGAGAACACUAUCGGCCUCACUAAGGUGAAGACGACAUGGUACACUGUCCUCCGUGCGUUGAGGGAGAAAGCCUGCUACACCUUCACAACAGCCAAGAAGAAGGAUGGCUGGACCCUGGAGACAGGGAUCUGCAAAACACACAAACGGUUCUCUGAAAUACAGGAGUGGCUCAAAUUCUCUGAUGACUACUUGGAGAAAUGGAAGGCUCAGAUCGAGCCCAAGUUCCUGGAUUCAUAG
Eriocheir sinensis (Chinese mitten crab) is the source of this 1270-nucleotide messenger RNA. RefSeq lists its product as uncharacterized. The record is from RefSeq and is a predicted model, not a curated record. Lineage: Eukaryota; Metazoa; Arthropoda; Malacostraca; Decapoda; Varunidae. The transcript is spliced from 7 exons. The coding region runs from base 8 to 1270 and encodes 420 amino acids.